This is a messenger RNA of Petromyzon marinus (sea lamprey), 2958 nucleotides long. RefSeq lists its product as uncharacterized. The record is from RefSeq and is a predicted model, not a curated record. Lineage: Eukaryota; Metazoa; Chordata; Hyperoartia; Petromyzontiformes; Petromyzontidae. Gene Ontology annotation, molecular function: GTPase activity.
AUGUCCGGCAAACUCAAGCAGCGCAGCUCGGCCAAUGCCGCCGAAGAGGCUACCACGUCGCUGAACGAGAAGAUUCUCAAGCAGUGCCACGUCCUCUACACGGAUGGCGACAGUGGGCUCAUUAAGGUUGCGGGCGACCUUGGCCUCAGUCUGCUGCCGCCCCGGAAGAAGAUCACGGUGAUGCUGAUGGGAAAUCACUCCGCUGGCAAGAGCUCCUUUAUCAACUGGUACGUGGAGGAACACCUUCAGAGGACCGGAGUCGCCAUAGAAACCCAGGGAUUCACGUUCGUCACGAGCGGACGCAAGCGGGAGUCCCUCACCGGAAAUGCCACUCUCCAUCUCUACCCGCACUUCAAGGCCCUGCAGAACUUUGAAGGUGUGUCGGAGUACCUGUGCACGGAGAUUUCCACAUCCAAGCAGAAGAAGUUCAGCUUGGUGACCUUCAUAGACACGCCUGGCCUAGUGGACGGUGACAUGAAGUACCCCUUUGAUGUGGACAAGGCCCUGCUGGGGCUAGGUGAGCUGUCGGACCUGCUGUUUGUGUUCUUCGACCCCAUGGGGCAGGCGCUGUGCAAGCGCACGCUCAACAUCGUCGAGCGACUCAACGAGAACCACGGCGAGAAGAUCCGCUUCUACCUGAGCAAGGCGGACGAGGCCGGCUCUGAGAGCGACCGCCAGAGGGUCAUGAUGCAGAUCGUCCAGGAGUUAUGCAAGCGGCCCGGCCUUAACAAGUGCGGCUUCGACAUGCCCACCAUCUACAUCCCGAACCCCAACAAGCCGAGCCGCUGCGUGAACCAGAUCGAGGAGGUGUGCAAAUCCAUCGAGAAGACCAUCAACCAGACGAUCCAGAACACGCUCAACACGCUGGAGAAAGACUGCGAGCUCAUUGCGAGCACCAUCGACCGCAAGCUGCACAACGAUCGGGAGGCGAGCAAGCACAACCGCACCGCACGCUGCAAGGGUCUGCUUCUCGGAAUACUGUCCCUCGCCCUACCCACGAUGCUCUUCGCCAAUUUCCUGUUGGCCAGCGUUGGGCAGGAAGUGUUGGCAUCGGUGCUGGGCCGGGAGACCCUGGAUACCGUGCGCGUGGGGCUGGCGCCAUUGGCGGUGAUUUGGGAUUGGAUCCACGAGGAGAACCACACGUUCUUCAUUCUGGGUGUCGUCGUGUUCUCGCUCAUUCUGUUGUUUAUCGCCAAGUAUAUCUGCAGGUCACAAGUCACCUUCAGCAGUCGCGAGCGACGGCAGUUGGAAGAGAAACGCACGUACGUGCAGACCGUCGUCAAGCAGAAGAAGAUGAAGCUGUACGAAGAUUACCUCCGGCAGAGCGUCGCAGACCACGACAUGGACUGAGGGGGGCGUGUGACAUCGCGACCCUAAAGGGACCGCCGCAGCCUCUCACACUACCUCACCGUGACGUCUGCUGGUGUAUUUUGCGUGUUCGGAUCAAGCUCGUUGCAAGCCCUCCCCCCUCCCCAAGACCCCUCCAGCAGGGUAUCAUUGGGCAGCUCGAAAAAUUCCCCCCCCCCAUCCACUUUUUAUCUCGUCUUCCCUAGCCAUGACAAUGCCGUGUGCCACAAUUGGACGUGUAGAUUUUCAUGGCCACAUGUAAUGCAAGUGAAGAUAAUGUAACGUUAAAGUUUUGGCGAGAUACAACGUAUGCACGCAGCAAGAUGGUGGGACAACGAAUCAUUCCACAUGCUGUAUCCGUACUGCGCAGCUCAAGAAAGCCGUCGUCGGCCGCUCAGAAACCACCUUCCCUGAUGGAAGAACUGCGUUAUAGCGAUAAAGCGUUGUGUGAACACGCAUUAAGCGAGGAAUUAUCGGACCUGGAAUGCUGCAAUAAUGUCUUUUUCGCACAAACACUAUUCUUUUAUUCGAGUCGCGAGGAAGAUUCUGAUGUGGUUAGUUGGUGCUCAAUGAAGAGAUGGCAUUUGUGUGCAUAUGUACGAGAUGCACAUGGGUGGGUCUAGGGUAUGUAGUUCUGGAUUUUCACUGCCCGCACACUUUUCUACAUCGUAUUUGAUUCGAAAAAUACGCACAUUUCUUAGGUAGUGGUUUGUGUGUCGGCGGACUGCCCAUUUGUCUGAUGGAGACCUGUUUACGUGAUUCCGAUGGAGAAAUGUAUGGGUGGAUCAACUACGCCAGGCAGGAACAUGCGACCAUAACACAUGCCUUGCCCUAAAUGUUUAGUUUUAACACUUAUAACUGUCGUAACUGUUUACACUUGUGACGGUAUAUGAAGUUACGGAACCGUGGCCAAAAUGUAUUUUUCUCACUAAUAAUGGUUGACUAACUUUUAAAAAAGUGUUUUUCUUAAAAUGAGUGACAUGUCGUGAUCCUGGAUGUUGACUCCAGACAUUCCCUGGGAAUGCAGUAAGUCUAAGUGCAGCUCUUUCGGUCUAUACCAGGUUGAGCCAAUUUUCUACGGUGGAUUUUUUUGACGUCGCAGGUUGAUAGUAUUUUUUUAACCUAGUAACUUAAUACGUCUGCUGUUUAAUACUGACCAGUUGCUGUUAAGCGCGUGGUGUUUGAUGGCAGCCACGAAUUGAGAAACGGAUCUGCACGUUAUGAGCAUUAUGGCGGGACCUCGGGAUACCAAGUAAUACAAAAUGACCGAGGCAAUUGAAUGUUUUAUUUCUGUGACACUAUUUUUUCCAAGGGUGUACUUAACUCCGCGACUGGGGCACCAAUACAUUCGAAAACCGGUGCUACUCCGCGAUGUCGAAACGCCAAACGGCAUAAAAAAAAAUCCGUUAUUGAAAAAUUCAACUUUGAAUGGUGCAUCGUGUACAGCACGUCGAGAUGAGUCGAUUGCCGCAUCGCCAACCAUCAACAGACUAAAAAUGACCGCAUCACGGACAUGCGAGAGCCGGGGGUUCUGCCAUAAAGUUCAUAUCCUCUCUGCAACGGCCCCCGGAUGAACUGUUGAUCCGUAAUAAAAAAAAACACGCAAUCAUG